GCCCAUCAGAGGGCUUUCUAAACACGUGCUUCCACCCUUCUGGCAGCCCAGCCCUCUCUCUCUGCAAGGCGUCGCUGGUGAUAGAUCUUGUCUGGAACAGCUUCUGUGCAGGGAGAUCAUCCUCUGCCUUGCCCAAGGUUGGGUUUCACCCAGUUGUGUCCUGUGCCCAUGAGGAAUCCCUGGUGGCUGGGAUCGGCAAGGAUGCAGUCAUUUUCCUUGGAGUCCCAGUGGACAUUUCCCCGACAGUGCAACAGAAUGGAGUACGACACUGCUCCUACUCAGCAUCAAGGAAAAAUCUGUACAUUAACAAAAAUACAAAGGUUAUCUGUCAGGGUUUUACAGGCAAACAGGGCACCUUUCACAGCCAGCAGGCGCUGGACUACGGCACCAAUCUAGUUGGAGGAACUUCUCCAGGGAAAGGGGGAAAAACUCACCUGGGUCUGCCUGUGUUUAAUUCUGUGAAGGAGGCCAAAGAGCAAACCGGUGCUUCUGCCACUGUUAUAUAUGUACCUCCUCCUUUUGCUGCUGCUGCGAUCAAUGAAGCAAUCGAUGCCGAAAUGCCCUUAGUUGUGUGCAUUACCGAAGGUAUUCCCCAGCAGGACAUGGUUCGGGUUAAACACAGACUGCUUCGGCAGGAUAAGACUCGACUAGUGGGCCCCAACUGCCCUGGAGUCAUCAACGAUGGAGAAUGUAAAAUUGGUAUCAUGCCUGGUCACAUUCACAAGAAGGGAAGAAUUGGUAUUGUGUCAAGAUCUGGAACUCUGACAUAUGAAGCUGUUCAUCAGACAACGCAAGUGGGAUUGGGGCAGUCUUUCUGCAUUGGAAUUGGAGGCGAUCCCUUCAAUGGAACUAAUUUUAUUGACUGCCUCGAUGUCUUCCUGAAGGAUCCUCAUACUGAGGGGAUCAUAUUGAUUGGGGAAAUUGGAGGAAAUGCUGAAGAAGAUGCAGCAGCAUUUUUGAAAGAAAAUAAUACUGGUCCAAAUGCCAAGCCAGUGGUGUCAUUCAUAGCCGGUCUGACUGCUCCUCCCGGCAGGCGGAUGGGACAUGCUGGAGCCAUCAUUGCCGGGGGCAAAGGGGGAGCUAAAGAGAAGAUUGCCGCUCUUCAGAGCGCUGGUGUUGUUGUCAGCAUGUCUCCUGCUCAGCUAGGUAGCACCAUCUACAAGGAGUUUGAGAAAAGGAAAUUGCUGUAAGAGAAGAUACUUUGGAUUACUGUCUCCAGAACGUCAGUGCAGCACCUGGCCUCCACUUACCUUUUCUCUGCUAAUCUUCAGUUGCCCAAAUGACUGACACUGGUCUGUGAAUUUGACUUGGAAGCCAUAAACCUCCUGGCUAAACCCUGUAUGAUGUCUCCUUCGUUCAGACGUUAUCACCUUAUUGUAAAUCACAGCAAGUUAAUAAAUCUACUACUAAAUCUGAUUCAUCUUUUGAAUUCCUGAAGCAGAGCCAUUUCUUCAAUCAUCAUAACCAAAAUAAUCUUUUGUAACUUAAGCACUGCCCGUUUUUAAGGUAAAGUCGCUUGUAGAGAUGCUUUUAAGGAUCAAGGCACUGACUUUAUGCACAUAUCACACUUUGCUUUUUUUAAAAAAACUCCAGACUUGUUUGUUGCUGGCAAGU
Molecule: messenger RNA, 1614 nt
Organism: Apaloderma vittatum (bar-tailed trogon)
Lineage: Eukaryota; Metazoa; Chordata; Aves; Trogoniformes; Trogonidae
Gene: SUCLG1
Product: succinate-CoA ligase, alpha subunit
Exons: 10
Biological process (GO): tricarboxylic acid cycle
Cellular component (GO): mitochondrion; succinate-CoA ligase complex (ADP-forming)
Molecular function (GO): succinate-CoA ligase (ADP-forming) activity; succinate-CoA ligase (GDP-forming) activity
Source: RefSeq, a predicted model, not a curated record